AUGGCGACGGGGUACUGGCUGGAGAACUUGAGAAAGUUGAGGCCAUUUUUGCACCUUCUUUUGCCAUUAUGCGUGCACUUGAUUGCUGAAGAAAUUAUCGUUUCUGUAUUGGUUGAUGUCACCACUAACGCUCUUUGUCCUGGCCGGAAAACUUGCCCUCGAGCAAUUUACUUUAGUUGUCUACGGCAAACUGUUGUUGGAAUAUUCAAGAUGUUAGUACUUCCACUCUUACGUCCGCUUGCUGAGGAUUAUGGGCCUAAACCGCUGCUUAUUCUCAUUGUACCUACGAAUAUUAUACCUUUCACUUUACUUGCCAUUGAUCAAUCAAAAGGAUCUGUGUAUGCCUAUUAUGUGCUCCGGACUAUCACUUAUAUCAUAAGUCAUGGGAGCAUUUUCUACAUUUCUGUUGCUUUUGCAGCAGACGUCGUGGGUGAUGGUUCCCAAGUCAUAGGGAAUGUCUUAGAACGUUUUCUUCAAAAUAAUGACAUUUUUGAGGCAGACGUCGAGGAUGAUAGUGAGUCCUUCUUGCAGGCAGAGUUCGGGGAUGAUAGUGAGUCCUUGCAGGCAGACGUCGAGGAUGAUAGUGAGGCCUUGCAGGCAGACGUUCAGGAUGAUAGUGAGUGCCCUGCAGGGGCGGACCUAGCACCCGGCGAGGGGGCAUGGCCGCCAGUGCUAGAUCCGCCGGAGUCUUCAAUACAGCCGACGCCACCGGGUCACUGUUGUAGUGGGAAUGCAAAAAUAUUUGUUGCUGGCGUGCAAUCCAUUGCAAGUUUAUUAUCUCCACUCGCAAUGAUUCCAUUAACCACGUGGUUCCUAUCCAGCAAUGCUCCUUUUGACUGUAAAGGCUUCAGUAUUAUAUUUGCAUCUAUAAGCAUGGAUAAUAAAACACCAUUUGAAAGUCUGUGUGACUGA
Molecule: messenger RNA, 912 nt
Organism: Fraxinus pennsylvanica
Lineage: Eukaryota; Viridiplantae; Streptophyta; Magnoliopsida; Lamiales; Oleaceae
Source: the annotation of a GenBank genome assembly